This is a messenger RNA of Erinaceus europaeus (western European hedgehog), 4667 nucleotides long. It is a transcript of the gene WASF3, whose product is annotated as WASP family member 3. The record is from RefSeq and is a predicted model, not a curated record. Gene Ontology annotation, molecular function: actin binding; protein kinase A regulatory subunit binding; Arp2/3 complex binding. The coding region runs from base 243 to 1751 and encodes 502 amino acids. Lineage: Eukaryota; Metazoa; Chordata; Mammalia; Eulipotyphla; Erinaceidae. The transcript has 11 exons. Gene Ontology annotation, biological process: actin cytoskeleton organization; positive regulation of Arp2/3 complex-mediated actin nucleation. Gene Ontology annotation, cellular component: SCAR complex; cytoskeleton.
GGCGGGGCCGGAGGCGGUGUCGCAGGCGCCGCUGCGUGCGGCGCUGUGCGGGGCGGGGGUGCCGGGAGGCUGCGGUGCAACGGGACUAUGAGGCUCCGAGCGCAGCGCUGGCACCGGCGGAGUCACCGCGGGCCGUGUUAAUGCAGGUGAUUAUUGCAGCUGAUAACCCGAGCCAACAUGGUGAUGCUACCUGAGGGAAAUUUCUUUAACUCAUAAGUCAACAGUUAACAAGAUUGGAAGCCAUGCCUUUAGUGAAGAGGAACAUAGAGCCCCGGCACCUGUGCCGGGGAGCCUUGCCUGAAGGGAUUACCAGUGAACUUGAAUGUGUGACCAAUAGCACGCUUGCUGCUAUCAUCCGCCAGCUAAGCAGUCUGAGCAAACAUGCUGAAGACAUAUUUGGUGAGUUGUUUAAUGAGGCUAACAACUUCUACAUCAGAGCAAAUUCUCUUCAAGACAGAAUUGAUCGCCUUGCUGUCAAAGUUACCCAGCUGGAUUCAACGGUGGAAGAGGUGUCACUACAGGAUAUCAACAUGAAAAAAGCUUUCAAAAGUUCCACAGUUCAAGACCAGCAGGUAGUUUCAAAGAACAGCAUUCCCAAUCCUGUCGCUGACAUCUACAACCAGAGUGAUAAACCACCUCCUCUAAAUAUUCUUACACCCUACAGAGAUGAUAAAAAGGAUGGGCUGAAGUUCUAUACUGAUCCUUCCUAUUUCUUUGACCUCUGGAAAGAAAAAAUGCUACAGGAUACGGAAGACAAAAGGAAAGAGAAAAGGCGACAGAAGGAGCAAAAGCGUGUAGAUGGCACAACUCGAGAGGUGAAAAAGGUUAGAAAAGCCAGGAACAGGCGCCAAGAAUGGAAUAUGAUGGCGUAUGACAAAGAGCUUAGACCCGACAACAGGUUGUCUCAGAGUGUGUACCAUGGAGCAUCUUCCGAGGGAUCUCUGUCCCCAGAUACUAGGUCCCAUGCAUCAGAUGUCACAGAUUACUCGUAUCCGGCCACUCCCAACCACUCUCUGCACCCACAGCCUGUGACCCCUUCAUACGCAGCCAGUGAUGCACAGGCACAUGGGCCAGCAAGCCAGGCCCCCGAGCAUGAGUACCGACCCCCUUCUGCCUCGGCCAGGCACAUGGCCCUAAAUAGACCACAACAGCCGCCACCACCGCCACCCCCUCAGGCCACAGAGGGGUCCCAGGCUCCUGCACCCAUGGCUUCAGCUGACUACGGGAUGCUCCCAGCACAGAUCAUUGACUACUACAACCCCUCAGGACCACCGCCGCCUCCACCACCUCCCACCAUCCCUUCAGCACAAACUGCUUUCGUCACUCCUCUCCAGAUCCCUAUGCAGCCGUCAUUCCCAGCCACUGCGGGUGCCUCCUACACGGCUCCUCCUCAUCCUCCCUCCACUGGGCUGGUGGUCACAGCCCCACCACCUCCAGGCCCACCUCCUCCCCCACCUGGCCCCCCUGGUGCAGGCUCUUCUGUCUCCUCCUCCCCAGUGCAUGGCCCCCCAGUAGCAGAGGCAAAGCGACAAGAAGCCACACAACCACCAGUAAGCGAUGCUCGUAGCGACCUUCUUGCUGCUAUCCGGAUGGGAAUCCAGCUGAAAAAGGUGCAGGAGCAGCGUGAGCAAGAGGCCAAGCGUGAGCCAGUGGGGAAUGACGUGGCUACCAUCCUGUCCCGGCGCAUUGCAGUGGAAUACAGCGAUUCAGAUGAUGAUUCUGAAUUUGAUGAAAAUGACUGGUCUGACUGAGCCAGCAGGUGGUCAGCUCAGCAGGGAGACUGGCUGCCAGCCAGGAGACCAUGUGUCCUGAAAAUCUCUGCUGGUCUCAACACCCAAAUAGUAGUAUUAUAAUCCUGUAGUUUAGAAACUUUUUUUUGUAUUGAUAACGUGAUAAUUGCUUUUGCACAUCCAAAUAUUCUGGGGUUUUUUUUCUUCAGUAUUUACUGUGUAAUACUUAAGUGCCACUAAACAUAGCAAACCAAGCUACACACAAGGAAAUAUGCCGUUAACUAUUGCGUUGUCCUGAAAACAACAUUUUGCUUCCUUUUUCUUGGCCAUGAAAGUAUUUAGUGCAGUUUAGGUUUACUCUUAUGGACCAUUAUAACUGCAAACUUGUUGUGUGUUUGUGAAAUUGUUAGGUCUCUGCAAGAUUAAAGGCUGUGCGUCAGAGUGAUGUCUCCCAGUCAGUGAUACUGCUCUACCUUUUUUCCUUUUUUAAAUGUGUUUCAAAAGAAGUUAGUUCUAAAAAGAUUUAAUAAGCAAAGGCGAAUCAAAUGUUUCUGCUUUCAGUUUCUUGGCUUGGUAGCCUGUGUAUGGAUUUUAAUGUUCUGCUGAAUAAUUUUAUUUCCUCUGCACUCUUAUCAAACAUGAACUUGGAAGGGCCCCUUUUCAAGCAGGAUUCCCUGUGUUUAUUCAUGAAGUAAAUGCUGGGGGCGGGGGGGGGGGUUGGUGGAGUUUUGUUCUUGUUGUUAUUGGUUUUGUUUGUGUGUGUGUGUGUGUGUGCUCUGGCAGCUCAGUAAUCAUGGGAAAGAAUAAUAGGGUUCUUUUCCCUCUGGGAACCUUUGGGGUGAUGGUCAGGACUCUUCAUGGCCUUCACAGCUCAGGCAGCAGCCAGCAGAGCAGACAGGAGGAGGCAGGGCUGCAAGGCAGAACUGGGCAGAGCCGCCAAGCAUCAGCCUGGGGUGCCAUGGUCUGCUCCUUUUGAUUUUGUCAGGGGCCAUUUCCUAACAAAGCCACUUGGCAUUCAUCCCAUAUCAGCAUGUUACUGAGCUUGCUGCAGAUCAUAGUUCAUACCACUUGGUCUGGAUUUUAAAAGCUUAGACAGAUACCUCCUAUCCAAGGAUCUUGGGCCAGAUUGGGAAGCCAUCAUUUUUAGGGCCUCAUUCCAUACUGGAAGCACACACUUCCUUUUUUCUUAUGAUGUCGUUGGCACAUGUGAUUGGAAAAGCACUGCACAAACUGACCUGCCAAGACCCACAGCUAUUGUAGCAGCUCACCUUCACUCACCUCGAUCUCCCCUGCUCUCCUCUGGAACCUCAGGACUUGAUUCCCGGGGGGAGAAGGCACACCUUUGGAAUAUUCAUGUUGACAAGUUCUGAGGACAUCAGCUGACUCCCAUCUCCCAUGUGUGUCCCCUGAGUGGGACCUUGUGUGGCUUGUGGGUGGCCAUGCAAAGAGUCUUAAGCUGGACCUUUGAGUUUUCGUCACAUCAAAGGUCAGAGAAGUGUGCACUCUGCAUCCCUGUUCUAGACCUUACUCUAAUUUGUCUGAGUCUUGGCAGCUAUAACGGCUGUUUUGGACAUGUGCCUCUUGCAUUUCUGCUUCUUGGAACUAGUCACCAUAAUUUUAUUUAAUAUAAAGAAUGGUUAUUAUUGAACCUUUAAAUCCAUAUCUUUAGUUUCUCUGUUUUUCCUUCAAGGUAGAGAAUGCCUGUGUUAGGAUUUUCACCACUUUUAGGCUUAUUUUGUCUCUGUUACAGUAUUUUUUAAGGAGCUACCUAUAAAUUUCUAGAGCUUAAAACUGGUUGUAGUUCUUUCUUCUUUACAUACUCUUUGUUUCUACUAUCUUUGUCAGGCUUUCUUUUAUUUAUAUCUUAUUACAAUAAAGUUAGUGAUACUUUAUUAAUAAAUAUUCAUGAGCCUAGUAAUUUCUAUUUGUCUUCAUGUAGUUGAAUUCACAAGUUAUUUUCAACUUGAUUUUCUGACUAGUGCAAAAAUUUUUGUCCUGAUGUGUUAUUUUAGCCUUUAAAAGAAUGAAAAAUUACUAAAAUUCAAUUUAGAUUACUUUUGCGGCAGUCUUUCUCAGUUAAUUUGGUUUACUUUAAAACUGAAUCCAAACUUUUUCUAACAUGGAAAAAAGAGUAUCUCAUUUUCAAAAAAUACCAAAACAAAUGAAAAAAUAUAUUUGGAACCUAUUUCAUGUGAGUUCAUCAUUUUAAAUGGUUAUGUAAUAUCAGGUUAUUUUUGAAUUAUCCACAUUUUGUUUCUCCACACAUAUUUUAGAUUAUUUCUUAAUAAUCAUUUUGGGGGGCUUAAUGCUUUAUAGUACAGUCACUGACAUAUGCAUAUAGUUUCACUAUAUACUAGGCUCCCAAAGUUUUUUUUCCGCUCCUCCCUCCUCCUCCCCCAGUAUCCUUUGCUUUGGUGCAAUACACCAUGUUUCAUGUUUCACUAACAAGCAUUUUUUAAAAAUCAUAUAUUUAGACAGAGGAUAGGACAAUGUACUAUCCAUUAGUUACACAAAUGAUUUUCUGUUUUAAACCCCAAACCAUCAUAUUUGGUGUACUUAGGUUUUUUUUUCUUUAGUGUAUAUUCUGUUAGAGAAUUAACAUUUUAUCUCAGAAUGUUAUUUUUAGAAUAUCCAAAUCUUUGCUGAGAACAAAAUGACUAGGUUGUUAAAGUUUUGUAAUGAUUUGCAACUGAAAUACAUGAUGCAUUUUAAUCCAUUAAAGACUAGUGGGAAUGUAUCAGCCAGAGUAGUGAGUAAUUUUUGUUUUAUAAAUCAGAAAGAGUAUCUGUUAUCUUGCAAUAUUGUCAAUACUAUUGUAAAUUGAAUUUAAAGUGGUAUUAAAAAACACCUAUUAAACAAUUUUUAUCUGUUUGUAUAUCUUAAUAUAGAUUAUGUACAAGUUAACAUCUAAAUAAAAUUAGACUUUUAACCCUAAAA